Scleropages formosus (Asian bonytongue) is the source of this 2246-nucleotide messenger RNA. It is a transcript of the gene mapk12a, whose product is annotated as mitogen-activated protein kinase 12a. The coding region runs from base 76 to 1173 and encodes 365 amino acids. The transcript has 12 exons. The record is from RefSeq and is a predicted model, not a curated record. Gene Ontology annotation, biological process: protein phosphorylation. Gene Ontology annotation, molecular function: MAP kinase activity; ATP binding. NCBI's taxonomy places the organism in Eukaryota, Metazoa, Chordata, Actinopteri, Osteoglossiformes, Osteoglossidae.
GACUGUGUGUGUGUGUUUGUGUUGAGAGAAAGGAAGGUGCGCUGGCUCUGGCAGAAGCCGAAGCGAACUGCAGUCAUGUCGGGCCGGACCAGGCAGGGCUUCUACCGCCAGGAGAUCAACAAGACCGAGUGGGAGGUUCCGGAGCGCUACCGCGACCUGCGCCAGGUGGGAACGGGAGCCUACGGCACUGUGUGCUCUGCCGUGGACCGCAGGACAGGGACGCGAGUGGCCAUCAAGAAACUGCACAGACCCUUCCAGUCGGAGCUGUUCGCCAAGCGGGCGUACCGGGAGCUCCGGCUGCUUAAGCACAUGAAGCAUGACAACGUGAUCGGCCUGCUGGACGUGUUCACACCUGAAAUUUUGCUGGACAGAUUCCAGGAUUUCUACCUGGUCAUGCCCUUCAUGGGUACUGAUCUGGGCAAGCUGAUGAAGAUGGAGAAGUUGUCAGAGGACCGGGUGCAGUUUCUGGUCUACCAGAUCCUCAAAGGACUUAAGUACAUCCACUCCGCGGGCAUCAUUCACAGGGACCUUAAACCAGGAAAUCUUGCUGUCAAUCAAGACUGCGAACUUAAGAUCCUGGACUUUGGGCUGGCGAGGCAGGCGGACAGCGAGAUGACUGGGUACGUGGUGACUCGUUGGUACCGAGCUCCAGAGGUCAUUCUCAACUGGAUGCACUACACACAGGCAGUGGACAUCUGGUCUGUGGGCUGCAUCAUGGCAGAGAUGCUGCUGGGGAAGCCGCUGUUCAAAGGCAACGACCACUUGGAUCAGCUGACAGAGAUCAUGAAAAUCACAGGGACUCCGACUCAGGAAUUCAUUGUGAAACUGCAGAGUCAGGAUGCUAAAAAUUACAUCAAAAGAUUACCAAAAGUUCAGAAGAAAGACCUGCAUGUGCUCUUUACAGAUGUCAAUCCAGAUGCCAUCAGUCUCCUGGAGCGCAUGCUGGUGCUGGACCCCGAGAAGAGAGUGAGUGCAGCUGAGGCUCUUGCUCUGCCCUUCUUCACCGAGUUCCGGGAACCCGAGGAGGAAACGGAGGCCCAGCCGUAUGACCACUCAUUGGACAAUGCUGACCUUCCCUUGGAACAGUGGAAACGCCACACGUUCACCGAGAUCCUGACCUUCCAGCCCUCUUCCAGCCUUCCAGUGAAAGAGUCCAAGGAGACAUCACUAUGAGCGGAGCUCAGCCCACACCUCCUCUUUGAGACCGUCUACAGCUGUUUACUCAGCUGUGUCCCAGAGUGUGUGUUCCUGUCUUUAGCACUCAGUCUCAAGUCACGUUUGGAACUGUAGAGAAAUUGUGAUUGUGUGUUUAUGUUUACAAGUGUGCUGCUAAAUCUGUGUGCUUCCUUGGGAUUGGCAUAUAUCUUUGUGUGCUCAUGUAGAUGGGUAUGCCGCUUUACCCUUUGCGUGUGUUGCGCGUGUGUGUACGGGAUGUGCCGACACAUUUUUAGCUGUGUGUUGGGUGUGUCACUGCUUCGUGUUUGUGCGCACACCUCUGCCACCCGCUGACGCUGUGCUGUAUAUUCACGCACCUUGUAGGUGUUCUCAGUCUUCUGAAGCUUCAUUUGCUCAGAAUUUAUAUCCACAACUCUUUUUUUGUAACUUUUCUGCAAUGGUAGAAUUAUUACAUUUGGGUGCUAUACCUCCUAUCUUCUGAGUAAACUGGACAACGGGUGGCAUUUUUUAAACUUUUCAAAAUAAAUGCUAAGGGAUAAUUAUUAAUUAUGAAUGUACAGUUCUGCUUUAUGGAAAAUCCAGUAUGCACCAGGUGAAUACAGCGUUGUACUUGUAUGCCUUGUAAAUGCACUGGUAGAAAUAAUUGCCUUCCUAAAUGGAAAAUCCAUUUAGUAAUAUAAACAUAAAAUGAACAUGAGAAUAAUAUGAUUUCAUCAUCCACAUUUGAUAUGUAGACAUGCUGUUCAAUGGGGCCAGCAUGUUUCUUUCUCUUUUUUUGGUACUUUCACAUCUGGGUAGAUUGUUGCAACUGAUGAUAUCCUUUGACACUUACUUGAACUUUACUUGAAAUGUUUGGUGUUUGCUUUUAGGAUGAACAGAUUGCAGAUGGUGUGUAUGUGUUUCGAUGCAUUCCAUAGGCUGAGUACCUCUGAAGGUAUAGCUUUGAGCCCCUCAGAGAAAUACCGAUUCUGCACUCAGGACCUUUCUGCUCAUGUUUACACCAGUGUCUUACUUGAGCAGAUGGACACCCUCAGCACCACUAUUGGGGUACAUGUACAGCAUGUGGAAGU